CUCUUUAAAGGCCCGCGACCGGCCCGGAGGCGCCCCGACAGCCGCCGGCGGCCCCGGGCGAUCCCGACGCGCAGGCCCCGGAGCCCGAGCUGCGGCGGGACCGCCAUGGGCCGCUACCGCAUCGGCGUGGCCACCGGCGCCUGGCUCUUCUCCGGGUCGCACAACCGCGUGCAGCUGUGGCUGGUCGGGGCGCGCGGGGAGGCGCGGCUGGAGCUGCGGCUGCGGCCGGCGCGGGGCCAGGAGGAGGAGUUCGAGCGCGACGUCCCCAAGGACCUGGGGCCCCUGCAGUUCGUGAAGCUGCGCAAACACCACUCGGUGGUGGACGACGCUUGGUUCUGCGACUGCAUCACCGUGCGCGGCCCCGGAGCCUGCGAGGAGGCCACCUUCUUCCCCUGCUACCGCUGGGUGCAAGGCCAGGACGUGCUGAGCCUGCCCGAGGGCACCGCGCGCCUGGCAGGAGACAACGCCUUGGACGUGUUCCAGAAGCAUCGGGAGAAAGAGCUGAAGGAGAGACGAAGACUGUACUGCUGGGCCACCUGGAAGGAAGGGUUACCCCGGACGAUAGCGGCAGAACGCCAGGACGAUCUGCCUCCAAACUCGAGGUUCCAUGAGGAAAAGAGGCUGGACUUCGAGUGGGCGCUGAAGGCAGGGGCUCUGGAGACGGUCCUCAAGCGCGUUUACACCCUCCUGAGCUCCUGGAGCCGCCUGGAGGAUUUUGACCAGAUCUUCUGGGGCCAGAAGAGCGACCUGGCUGAGAGGGUUCACCGCUGCUGGCGGGACGAUGAACUUUUCGGCUACCAGUUCCUCAACGGCGCCAACCCCAUGGUGCUGAGACGCUCCGCCUCCCUGCCCUCCCGGCUGGUGCUGCCCUCGGGGACCGAGGCGCUGGGGGCCCAGCUGGAGAGAGAACUCCAGAGCGGUUCCCUGUUUGAGGCUGACUUCAGCCUGCUGGACGGAAUCCCGGCCAACGUGAUCCGAGGAGAGAAGCAGUACCUGGCCGCCCCCCUCGUCAUGCUCCAGAUGCGGCCCGAGGGGAAGCUGCUGCCCGUGGUCAUCCAGAUCCAGCCCCCCAGCCCCAGCUGCCCCGUGCCCCCGCUGUUCCUGCCCUCGGAUCCCCCGCUCGCCUGGCUCCUGGCCAAGAUCUGGGUCCGCAAUUCCGAUUUCCAAGUGCACCAGCUCCAGUACCAUCUGCUCAGCACUCACCUGGUGGCCGAGGUCAUCGCCGUGGCCACCAUGAGGUGCCUCCCAGGGCUGCACCCCGUCUUCAAGCUCCUGAUCCCGCACAUCCGCUAUACCUUGGAAAUCAACACCCGGGCCAGAUCCCAGCUCAUCUCGGAAGGAGGAAUAUUUGAUAAGGCGGUGAGCACUGGCGGAGGGGGCCACGUGCACUUGCUUCGUCGGGCCAUGGCCCAGCUGACCUACCGCUCCCUCUGUCCUCCUGACGACCUGGCUGCACGGGGCCUGCUGGGAAUCCCAAGUGCCCUCUACGCCCACGACGCCCUACGGCUCUGGGAGAUCAUUGCCCGGUACGUGCAGGGCAUCGUCCGCCUUUUCUACCACAGGGACGACGUCGUGAGAGGGGACCCUGAGCUGCAGGCCUGGUGCCGGGAGAUCACCGAGGUGGGGCUGUGCCAGGCCCAGGACCGAGGUUUCCCUGCCUCCUUCCAGUCCCAGAGUCAGCUCUGUCAUUUCCUUACCAUGUGUGUCUUCACUUGCACUGCCCAGCACGGGGCCAUCAACCAGGGCCAGCUGGACUGGUACGCCUGGGUCCCUAACGCCCCGUGCACCAUGCGGAUGCCCCCACCCACGACCAAGGAAGACGUGAAAAUGGCCACAGUGAUGGGCUCACUACCUGACAUCCGACAGGCCUGUCUUCAAAUGACCAUCACGUGGCACCUGGGUCGCCGCCAGCCAGACAUGGUACCUCUGGGGCACCACAAAGAAAAGUAUUUCUCAAGCCCCAAGGCCAAGGCUGUACUAAGACAAUUCCAAACAGAUCUGGAAAACUUAGAAAGAGAGAUCACAGCCCGGAAUGCACAAGUGGACCUGCCCUACGACUACCUGAGGCCCAGCCGCAUAGAGAACAGUGUUACCAUCUGAGCUCUAGGGCGCCCCCGCCUGGAGGCCUUCAGAUCCGCGCUAGUGCUGAGGCUUCAUCUUGAAUUUCCAGGAGUCCAGUCUCUGCUGCUAAAGCUCUACUCUCUUCCCCCAACUAAAGCCCCCACGUCAGUAUCCCACCAGUCCGGGGGGGCUGCAAACCUUUUCUGUAAAGGGCCAGCAAUAAAUGUCUCAGGCUUUGCAGGCCACGCGGUCUCUGUCACAACCACUUAACGGUCCCGAAGCGGCACAAAAGCAGCCACAGACGAUAGGUCACUGAAAUGAGGGGUCACUGGGCUCCUGUAAAACUGUACUUAUGAGCCGUGAAAUAUGAACUU
Panthera uncia (snow leopard) is the source of this 2435-nucleotide messenger RNA. Its product is annotated as polyunsaturated fatty acid lipoxygenase ALOX12. The transcript is spliced from 14 exons. Gene Ontology annotation, cellular component: cytosol; sarcolemma. NCBI's taxonomy places the organism in Eukaryota, Metazoa, Chordata, Mammalia, Carnivora, Felidae. Gene Ontology annotation, biological process: lipid oxidation; linoleic acid metabolic process. The coding region runs from base 106 to 2100 and encodes 664 amino acids. The record is from RefSeq and is a predicted model, not a curated record. Gene Ontology annotation, molecular function: arachidonate 15-lipoxygenase activity; arachidonate 12(S)-lipoxygenase activity; iron ion binding.